This is a messenger RNA of Ailuropoda melanoleuca (giant panda), 3090 nucleotides long. It is a transcript of the gene PKD1L3, whose product is annotated as polycystin 1 like 3, transient receptor potential channel interacting. Gene Ontology annotation, biological process: detection of mechanical stimulus. Gene Ontology annotation, molecular function: calcium channel activity. NCBI's taxonomy places the organism in Eukaryota, Metazoa, Chordata, Mammalia, Carnivora, Ursidae. Gene Ontology annotation, cellular component: membrane. The record is from RefSeq and is a predicted model, not a curated record.
AUGUUCUUCAGGCGAAAAAUCUGGCUUUGGUUAUACAUCAGAACAGGUAUCAUUCUAGGAGGUGAGCUAAAUAUCCCAGAGCAACAUGGUAAAAAACAUUGUUAUCAGCUUAACAGGUUUCACUGCAGCUACGAGGAAGCAGAAAAUUACCGUGGUGUCCGGGGAGGACACCUUGCUUACACUUGGAAUCUGGGGGUCCAGGAGCUUCUCUGGGACUUUCUGGAAGAAGGGAGUAAGUGGUGGAUUGGGCCACAUCUAAAGCACCUGGGAAAACAUCAAGAAAGAAAGAAUCCAGCAGGUGUCACAGCCUGCCAGCCCCCAAAGCCCCUCAGCUGCACUUACAUGUCCAGAAACUCCAACUGGAUCUCAUCAGAAGUGGACUCGUGCUCCCUGGGGCAUUCUUUCAUUUGCCAGGCUGCAGAAAGCGAGGUUAUGACCUGCCCUGGGAAGAAGAUCAGGGAUUUCCUUGUCAUCGGGGAUACAGUAGAGGAGGAAAUGGGAAGGAGUCCUCUCAGAGGGCGGAAGCAUGAAGAGACCUGGGGAGCACAGUCCGAUUGCCAGGCUUGUGAUCUGCAUGUAAGCGGAGAUAAAGUCAGUGAGGUGGUACGAUUUUGUCAAGCCGCGUUGGGCCGCGUGUAUGCUUUUCCAGACCAAGAUGAAAGACAUGGAAAUAAUUCUAAUUUACACUGGAGACCCGAGAAGACAGAAGGAGAAGCCGCAGUUCCAAGAAACAAAAGGACCUCAGCAGUCAGAGGAGUGAUCCUUUACGACACAAGUCGCUUCAUGCUGCUGCUCCUCAAAGCCCCCAGUGUCUUCCCAUCUCGUUCAAGUCAGAUUCAGCCUCUUUCUUUACAUGCCUUUCAGUCCAAGACCCUGUGUCAUCCCAUCGGCCCAUUUCCUUCAACGCUACCCAAAGUCACACGGCAGGUCCUGGCAGUGACCUCAGCGCCCACCAGCCCGCCUCUCCCUGGCCUGCCGGCACUCACCCGGCAAACUCUGGUAGAGGUGACCCCAAGCCCCAAAGAGGACUCGCAGGCGGAGGUCUUCACCACUCACCUCCAAACAUCACUGCAGGAUGCAUCUGAUCAGGUCGUAGACGAGAUAGCAGGGAACUUGGGCAAACCGACGGAUGGUUUGCAGCCUCGCAGCAAACUACAGACAGCUUGUGAGAUGCUCCAGAAACUGACAGCCUUUAUCCCGGGAUUUUCUAAGUCCGCUCAGGUCAAUGUCCUCAAUCCCCUUGUUGACCUGAAUGAGCAGUUUCCUGAGAGGGCAUUUGAGGGCAACAGCAGUCAGGACUUCGAAAACCCCAUCACUGUCUGCCUCAUUCACUCCAUCGACAAUGUCAUGGAAGCUGGUGAAGCUGGUCUGCAGAGAUCCAAACAGGACAUUGAGCAGGUAGAAAAUAUGCUGGAAAUGGCCUUGCUGGCCCUUGGGAAGAUCCAGGAAGCGUUUCUACAGGAGAACGGGUUUUCUGAGUCGUUAGUGACUCUGACCUCUUCCGUUGCUACUCUGAUGCUGAGCAGCCAAAACAUGUCAAGCAGGCCUCUGAGCUCCUACACUCUCCGGUCCCCAGCACCUGUGAGGUUGGGCUUUCCAUCAGCCUCAGCUUUGCAAGAGCUCUUGAACAGACACCCAGGAGUUAAUGUCCAAGUAACAGGACUAGCUUUCAAUCCCUUCGGGGAUUUUGAUGACAAGAACAUUGUCGGAAGCAUCGGAAGUGUGUUCCUAAGCUCUAAUAUUAAAUUUUUCCAAGUCGAUGAUUUAAUGGAAGAUAUUGAGAUCAUGCUGUGGAGAAUUAGCAUGGAAAUCCAUCCCACCAGCCUCAACGUGAGCUCAGAUCAUUUUAUUAUCAUGGUGAACAUCACUUCCCUGGAGAAAUCCCUGAUCGUGCGCAUAGAACCUGAAAGUCCCCUUUUAAUGACACUCUACCUGGGGUUCCAGUAUCAGCCUAACCACACCCACUUCGAUCUGAACAUCACCCUUCCAAAGAAUCAGGUGUGGCAAAAAGGGUUUAUUGCUGAUGGGAACUCCUUUCUUUUGGGCAACGUUCUGCUUCGUCAGAUUCGCAUUCCCAGUGCCAUGCUCCUCCCAGCUGGAGUGUCUCCCCAAGAACAAGUGAAGCCAUCUUCCCAAAAUCAGGAGGAUACAGAGAACUAUGGAGUAAACUGGGGCCCCCCUGAUACAAACAUCACAAAAUCAGACAGCAUUUGGCAUUAUCAGAAUCAAGAGAUACUGGGUGGCUAUCCCAUCCAAGGGGAAUUUGCCACUUACUCCGGAGGAGAGUACGUUGUGCGACUUGGAAGAAGCUCUGGUACCACAAUGAGAGUUCUGCAGCAUCUCGAACAGAGCCACUGGCUUGACCACUGCACCAAAAGCCUCUUUGUGGAAUUCGUGGUCUUCAAUACUAAUGUGAACCUGUUCUGUGUAGUGACCCUGAUUUUGGAGUCCAACAACGUGGGUACAUUCUUCCCCUCGCUGAGGCUGGACACUUUAACUUCCCUUCAGGCAUCAAAAAAGGACUUUGCCUGGUCUGUCAUCUCACAAGUCAUCUAUUACCUACUAGUGUGGUACUAUGCCUUUGUACAGGUGAAUUGCAAGUCAGUCCUUCACCUCAUGGGCUUCCUGGUUCUGUUGGCCACCGUUCAGCUGUGGAACCUGCCACGUAACCCCAGGCUGCAGGUCAUCGGUAGAUCACUCAGCGAAGCCUGGGACGAGGUGGUGGACUUCUUGCUGGUCAUCCUGAUCCUGCUCACAGGCUAUGCCAUCGCUUUUAACCUGCUGUUCGGAUGGAGCGUCUCUGACUACCAAACUUUCUUCAGCUCAGCAGUGACUGUUGUUGGCCUCCUAAUGGGAAUCUCUCAUCACAAGGAGGUUAUUGCUUUAGACCCAAUCCUGGGAUCUUUUCUGAUUCUCACCAGUGUCUUCUUGAUGGUACUUGUGAUCAUUAACCUUUUUGUUUCAGUCAUUCUCAUGGCCUGUGGUAAAGAAAGUAAGUCCCUUAAGACUCUGAAAGAAGGUGCACUGAUCAAUAAGGUGCUACAGAAGCUCUCCAGUUUGCUAGGAAUCCAGCGGCACCAGAACACGUGA